AUGUUAUAUCCCCUUACGGCGGAAUCCCUUGGAUAUAACGCCACUGUUCAACCGCUACCUUCUCCUUUACACCGACCGGCUUCCUUCUUCAAAGAACCCAAUCGCUUCUUAACCCAACGAUUGAUCCAGUUUCGUCCAUUGCUUUUGAUUCAUCCUUCCAGAUCCUCACUAUUCCACCAAGUUCUUUUCACCACAAAUCGAUUUAUCAAAGUGGCAUGUCGUCUCCGUUGGGCUACCCAACACCGUCCUCCUCCCGUUCUGCCCCUCCGCCAACAACACCCACUUCCACCGCCGCUCUCCGUCAGCAUCCCCCUUGAAAAAGCUCUUAAUACCACCGCCUUAUACAUCGUCGCUAUGGUGCACCUCGGUUAUUACAGACUCAUCUCAAGUUUUGUUUCUAUUAAAUGUUUGAUGAGAAGCAAGUGGUGGUGCAAGAACAAUUUUAAUAUUAGUGAAAUUUGUGUAGCCUUAUGGGGAAGAAGUGUAUACUUAAGCGCUUCAGUUUCAGAGUGA
This is a messenger RNA of Lactuca virosa, 513 nucleotides long. The record is from the annotation of a GenBank genome assembly. Lineage: Eukaryota; Viridiplantae; Streptophyta; Magnoliopsida; Asterales; Asteraceae.